AUGACGGUGACGUUUGAAGGGCUGGACUGUAUCGCCGAUAUGGGCUCUACUGAGUACAAGGCGUUAGCGAGUGUUUCGCAGGCUGGCAGACACGCUUGGGCGUACCAGGCCAACUACGCGUACUACGUGUUGUACUAUGGCGCAGUGUUGACGUUCUGUGCGAUCGUCAAGUACGUGUGGUACAGAUUUGACGACUGGAGCUAUAGAAACGGUGAUUCUAGAGGUUCUCUGCUGAAGAGAGGCAUCGCACUGACCCGUGUUGUAGGGUAUAGGCGAUUCCCCGUGAUGCUGUCGAGGGUAACAGGGCUCCCUGCGUCCUUUGGCACGUUGGUGGUGAUGGGUGCUUCGACACUGUUUGUCCUGUGUGUGUGCUUCAUACCGCAUUUCUACUACAGAGCAUGUCGAGGGUUUGGCUCUCCGCCUUUGGCCGUGAGAGCUGGUUUACAGGUGAUGGCACUGACGCCAUACCUGAUCAUCAUCUCCGGCAAGACGAACUUCAUCUCAUUUGUCACUGGAGUCAGCUAUGAAAAGCUGAACGUAUUCCAUCAGGCACUGGGCUGGGGGUCACUGUUCCUGAGUUUUGUCCAUACGAUCCCAUUCCUCGUCCAGCCUGUUAGAGAAGGUGGAGCAGCUCGUCUUAAAGAGCUGUGGGACGGUGAUAACAACUAUUUAUACGUCAAUGGGCUCGUUGCCCUUGUGCUCCUUUUCUGCCUCUGUUUCCUCAGCACAAGGUUCUCAAGAUCCUUAUGCUACGAGGUUUGGUGGCAUUCGCAUUGGGUGAUUGGGCUGGCGUACUUUGCCAUCUUGACAUGGCACGUGUAUGGGUUGCUGGAUGCAGAGCAGUACAUGUGGGGAACUCUGGGGUUCUGGGGGUUCCAGAUGCUCUACAGAGCACUCGUGAAGACCACCUUCAAGCCGAACUUGUACGCAUUCAAGUCGAAGAAGGCCGCAUUGAACCGCAUCACCAACGGAUGCUACGAGAUCGUUGUCAAUAUCGACUCGAGAUACGAAUUGGACUGGAUGCCAGGCCAGCACAUCUUCAUUAGAUUCAUGUUAGGGAUUCACACUUUGGACAACCAUCCAUUCUCUAUCAUGACUGUUCCGGAGAAGAGAGGGGAAACUCAGCUGAAGCUGAUUGUGAAACCACACAGGGGUCUGACAAGAAAGCUGUAUAAUCUCAUCGAUGACAAGUCCACAGAGCUGGACUGUUACAUUGACGGACCCUACGGUGGGAUGUGCCGUGAUCCACUGGCCUUUGACAAACUGGUUUUGAUGUCUACCGGCACUGGAGUCACAGUAACGUUACCAUUUGUCCAAUACGUUGCUCAGCACAUGAGCAAUAAGUCAUGCCGUGUACGUGAGAUUGAGUUCAACUGGGUCGUCACUUCACAGGACACCGUGGAAUGGAUUCAACGUGAAUUGGAAAGUGCAAAGGAAUCACUCCGUGAUGUGCUUCGCAUCAACAUAUUUGUAACGAAUUCACCAAGCUUACUGGACUCCAGUUGCAACAAGAUGGCUGUAGAGCAUCACACAAGCACCCAAUUGUACAACAUCCACACUCACCACAAGCCAAACGCUCGACACCUUCUAUCACACAUAGAACUCAGACAGAAAAACGCCGUCAUAUGUGCUGGCACCCCGUCCUUCCAACGUGACUGUGCUAAUGCCUGUGCGCAGCUCCACACACGUGUGUUGAGAGGUGAGUGUGAGGAAAUAUAUCUCCAUACUGAAGCCUUUACAUGGUGA
Williopsis jadinii is the source of this 1746-nucleotide messenger RNA. RefSeq names its product putative ferric-chelate reductase (gene FRE7). Gene Ontology annotation, molecular function: ferric-chelate reductase activity. Gene Ontology annotation, cellular component: plasma membrane. The record is from RefSeq and is a predicted model, not a curated record. The transcript has 2 exons. Gene Ontology annotation, biological process: iron ion transport; copper ion import; intracellular iron ion homeostasis. The coding region runs from base 1 to 1746 and encodes 581 amino acids. NCBI's taxonomy places the organism in Eukaryota, Fungi, Ascomycota, Saccharomycetes, Phaffomycetales, Wickerhamomycetaceae.